Molecule: messenger RNA, 2695 nt
Organism: Pelmatolapia mariae (spotted tilapia)
Lineage: Eukaryota; Metazoa; Chordata; Actinopteri; Cichliformes; Cichlidae
Product: E3 ubiquitin-protein ligase TRIM35-like
Exons: 1
Coding region: 181-882 (233 amino acids)
Biological process (GO): protein ubiquitination
Cellular component (GO): cytoplasm
Molecular function (GO): zinc ion binding; ubiquitin protein ligase activity
Source: RefSeq, a predicted model, not a curated record
CGCACAGACGAUCAGACUGAGUUCAGAUCCAACUAGCAGCUUCCACUCAGUGAAUCCAGCUACAGGAGAGAAAACUGGAAAACUCCCACACUGCUGCUUACAGCUGCUGACGCUCCACACACUGAAUGUGAGUGUGAGAAAAACUCCUGUCUGCUGUUUUCAGCUUCACUCACAGACUCAAUGGCUUCCAGAUCAGAGGACGAUCUCUGCUGUCCGGUGUGUCAGGAGGUCUUCAGAGAUCCUGUUAUUCUGUCAUGUGGCCACAGCUUCUGUAAAGACUGUCUGAGGAAAUGGUGGAGUGAGAGAACAACACAUGAGUGUCCAGUUUGUAAAAGAUCUCCAGGGAAUGAUCCACUUGUAAACCUGGCUUUAAAGAACCUGUGUGAGUCGUUUUUACAGGAGAGAGAUCAGAGAGCUUUAAAGGCUCUCUGCAGUCUGCACUCUCAGAAACUCAAACUCUUCUGUCUGGACCAUCAGCAGCCAGUGUGUCUCAUCUGCAGAGACUCAGAAAAACACACCAAGCACAGAUUCAGACCCAUCGAUGAAGCUGCACAACAACACAGGAAGAGACUUCAGGAAACUCUGGAGUCCUUAAAGAAGAAGUUGAAGGUUUGUGCAGAACGUCAAGUGAAGUUUGAUAAAACAGUAAAACACAUUAAGGUCGAGGCCCGACACACAGAGACUCGGAUUAAGGAGAAGUUUAAGAAGUUUCGCCAGUUUCUAGCAGAGGAAGAGGAGGCCAGGCUGGCUGCACUGAGGGAGGAAGAGGAGCAGAAGAGUGGGAUGAUGACGGAGAAGAUGGAGGCUCUGAGCAGACACAUAGCUGCUCUUUCAGACGCAGUCAGAGCCACAGAGGAGGAGCUGAGAGCUGAAGACGUCUGAUUCCUGAACAACUACAAGGCUGCAGUGGAAAGAGUCCAGCGCUGCCCCCUGCUGGAUGAUCCACAGCUGCCCUCAGGAGCUCUGAUACACCAGGCCAAACACCUGGGCAACCUGACCUUCAAAAUCUGGAACAACAUGAAGGACAUGGUCUCCUACACUCCUCUCAUUCUGGACCCAAACACUGCUCAUCCAGAACUCAUCCUCUCUGAGGAUCUGACCAGUGUGACACGAGGAGAUGAACAACAGCUUCCUGAUAAUCCAGAGAGGUUUGAUCGGCUCAACUCUGUCCUGGGCUCUGGAGGCUUUGACUCUGGGACUCACAGCUGGGAUGUUGAGGUUGGGUACAGUACAUGGUGGAACCUGGGUGUGUUUGCAGAGUCUGAGACAUGUAAGGGAGAUGAAAUGUCUGAAUUAUGGAGAUUAAGGUUCUAUAAAGGUAAAUACUUCACGUAUUCACCAUCAGCUUCAAACACUGCUUUCUCAGUACAGGAGACGUUUCAGAGGAUCAGAGUGAAUCUGGACUGUAACAGAGGAAAGCUGACGUUCUCUGAUCCUGAUACUAACACACACAUACACACCUUCACAGACACUUUCACUGACUGGUUGUUUCCAUAUGUUAACACUGUGGCUGGUAAAUUGAAGGUUCUGCCAUUGAAGGUGUCAUUGUCAGUGUAAAUUAAUUCAUUAUAAUUAUAUUUUAUUGUUGUUACAAACCAGUUAAACUGCAGCUGUCCUCCUGCUGCCUUAUUGUUCCAAAGGUCUUUAUUACUCACACUGUUCUCACUCUUUCUUUGUUUCUGCUGUCCACUUUUUCACCCGGAGAAUCAUUUCACUGUUUCUUAUUGAAUGACCCCCAAACUAUCAAGUUUUUAAUCUGUGAUGAUGUCAGAAGUUAGAAAGCUAUCUGACCAACCAGCAGCACACUGUUUAUUUUAUUGGCAGUUUUUUUUGAAGACAUGUAAUGUGAGGAGCAUCUAAAGGUAGCCAUUUAGAGCACUUUUUGUUAGAAAUUUCGUAUUAAAAGGGCUCCAAAUGCUCAUUUUGCUGAUGACUUACAUAUGCAGCUAUAGCGUCAGUUAAUAAGUUUAAUGAGGAGUUGGAGGUUGUAGAAAACUCUGAACAGAAAUAAACUCGUGUUAAAUGAUACUAAAACAAAUGUUAUGAUGCAUGCUCAAUAAUCCAGGUGUUGAAAUGAUUAUAUAUAUAAAUAUAUAUAUAUAUGUGUAUGUAUAUUUUUUUAAGUUUUGAAGCUACAGCUUUACUGUUGUCUGCUCUGGUCCAACUUCAGUAAGAGAGGUUUUAAAAAAUUACAAGGAAGUCAGUAUAAAGCAGCACAUUGUGCACUGCAGUGAACUGAUCUGUGAAUCAGAUGUGUAGUAGCAUGGACUGUGUGGCUGAUGGAUAUUACCCUCUGUUCAUUUUAAUCAGUGUUUGCAAAUGAGAUCACUGAAUUGAUUAUUUCAAAUGCUGUUUUCUCACUUCAGUUAACAUUAUCAGCAAAUUAGAUUUGUAGCAGAAAGGAGACUUCCAUUGUCAAAAAUGAGAACAAUUAUUUCUUUGAAAACAGUAAUUUACUGUAAUAGUUAUUUAUGGUGGAACUGAUUGUAAAUCAGAGCAGUUGUAAAUAAUUUGUGCUGUAUAUAAAAAGACAGCCAGUGGGAAGAGAGUGUGUGUGGGACAAAAUUACAUUUAUUACCUUGAUGAUGGAAGUAAAGUGUAAGAAUGGAGAUGAAAUGUGUUGAAGUUACACUGGAGAAGAAAUAAUGUUUAUUAGAAUGAUGCAUUAUGUUAUAUAAACUGUGUCCAAUAUAAA